Messenger RNA from Syngnathus typhle (broad-nosed pipefish), 1149 nucleotides. RefSeq names its product linkage group 5 C2orf68 homolog (gene lg5h2orf68). Lineage: Eukaryota; Metazoa; Chordata; Actinopteri; Syngnathiformes; Syngnathidae. The coding region runs from base 91 to 597 and encodes 168 amino acids. The transcript has 4 exons. The record is from RefSeq and is a predicted model, not a curated record.
UUAGUCUGUCAUCCACUUACUAGCAGUUAUCCAUGUAGCUUUUUGUCUUUUUGCGCUAUUGGCGUCAACAUACUGCCACGUUCGUGGACCAUGUCUGAUGAAAUGGACAUUUUUAGAGACGAAGAAGCGGACGACCUGAAGUACAAACGCGGGGGGCGUUUGGACAUGAGCCACGGCUUCCUGCACCAUAUCCGCAGGAACCAGAUUGCCAGAGACGACUACGACAAAGAGGUAAAGUUAGCCAAAGAAUCUCAACGACGAAGACACACCACAACUCCUCAACGACCUAGGCGCCCUGACAUUCAGGUUUACCAUCCCAGACAAAGACAUGAAUCUGAACCUCAGGCGAGCACGGAGGCCGAAGAGUGGAAUGAGAGUGGCUCAAGUACUGAGACAGAGAUGCAGGGAACUGAACUCUUUUGGCUUGACUAUCAGGCGGACUCAGGGACUGUCACAUCCUUCCUUGUGCACAAGGAUGAUAAACCAGCGAGAGUGGUAGAACGUGUUGCUGGAAAGAACGCCCUGGAUUCGACCAUGAGGGCGGUCCUGGAGGUUCGCAUUCGAAAGGAAAUGGACAAAAGAAGAGAUAAACGCUGAGGGAGCAAUGCAAGAGCGUAGUUUGCAACAGGCAAAGACCCCCCUGCAACGUCAUCAUCCUGGUUAGCAGGAAAGCUGCAGACAGAGCUGGCGUGAAAGACAUGGAGGAUUGUGUCAAGUCGGCGAGCAGAUAUCCGAUCCGCAUUCCUGUUGGGUUUCAAAAAGAAGGACGUACAGUCGAGAGCACUCGUAGCUGCAUUUCACUGGAGAGUGUUGUGCAUGUUACUGGUACAUGUCUCAAUGACAAAAAAAAAAAGAAAAGAGAACAUUUCCUCUGUAAUUGUUAGCCUUUCAGGUUUGAAUAAAGUGCUGAAAGUGGUAGCACCACAGUGUGUGAAUUUUAGCCUUUACCAUAUAACUAUUUUAACUAUUUAUUUAACUAUUUAUAGUUGUAAUGUAUUUUUAUGGACAGCUUUUUUCACCCACAAAUUUUAUUUUGCUCUAAAUGUAUCAUACUGCAAGUUUUAGAGUAAAUAGCAUUACAAGGUAUUUUGUUUCUACAUGGCAAACUACCAAUAAAUGGCAUGCAAACAUUUCUUUUCCAACCAUCAA